AUGCUCUGGGGGUGGAGCUUAGGGAAGAGAGGGCGGAGCUAUCUCCUGCCCAGGAGUGGAGCUGGAAAAGAGAGGGCUGUGGCCUACGGCCCUGCCCACGACCCCUGGAGCCGGCUCCACCGCACGCCGCCCUCCUUCCCCACUGCCCCUGCCUGGCCCAAGGCCGCUGGCGACGGCCCCGACCGCCCCCACGACAAGGAGCCCGAGAAGCGCGAGGUGCCCGCCAUCAAGGACGAGAAGGACAGGGAUACGAUCUUCUCCCGGCACCCCCUGCGAGCUUCCCCAGCGCCCCCCAAGCCCCCGGCAGCCCUGGCACAUGAGGAGGCGGCAGCGGGCAGGACGGAGCUGGGCCGGGAGCUGCGCUACGGCAGCCCGGCAGGGGGCGGCGCCGCGCGCUCCCCCUACCUGCAGGCACAGCUGAAGAAGGAGGUGAAGGCCCCGCCCUCUGCCUCGCCAGCCCCGCCCCCUGGCGCCACUGCCGGGCUGCUCAGCGCCCCACCUCCCCUCAUCCCCGCGGCCGCCACGCCCACCGCCCGCUCUGCCUCGCCCCGGCGGCCCCCCGACGUCCGCGAUCUCGCUGCCGCCUACAAGGACCGGGAGUCCAGAUAA
Molecule: messenger RNA, 609 nt
Organism: Alligator sinensis (Chinese alligator)
Lineage: Eukaryota; Metazoa; Chordata; Crocodylia; Alligatoridae
Product: autism susceptibility gene 2 protein homolog
Exons: 4
Coding region: 1-609 (202 amino acids)
Source: RefSeq, a predicted model, not a curated record